AUGUCUUUGCGCAAGCGCCGCUCCACUCCCGACGGUGGAAACUCCGACAAUGUGUCGGCCGUUUCUCCUCCACUGGCUCCUAAGGCCGGUGGGCUUACCAAGUUCAUGACGCGCACCAUCGUGGGCUUCGCAAUGAUUGGCGGCUUUAUUACCAUCAUCUACGGAGGCCACAUGUACGUCUGGGGCCUCGUGGUCGUACUACAGACGUUGAUCUUCCGCGAACUCGUGAACGUGCGCUACCGUGCUGCGGCUGAGAAGAACAUCCCGUGGUUUCGCUCUGUUCAGUGGAUGUGGUUCGUUGUGGCGCUUUUCUACAACUAUGGAGACUCGCUCGGCGCCUUCAUCGAGAGCAGCAAGAUUCGCUUCGUACCGCCCGCCAUCGUGCACUACCUACGGUAUCACACGUGGGUCUCGUUUACCAUGUACGCCAUGCUAUUCGUCAUGUCGGUUUUAAGUCUCAAGAAGGGAUACUACAAGUACCAGAUGGGUCAAUACACGUGGACUAUUGUGACGCUGGGAUUGAUCGUCUUCCAGAUGAAAUACGUGCUCUCCAACAUCUUCAAUGGCCUCUUCUGGUUCCUGUUCCCCGUAUCACUUGUGGUCUGCAAUGAUUGCUUUGCGUUCUUCUGCGGAAAGUUAUGUGGUCGCAAGUUCAUUAAGACGCCAUUCCUGCGCUUGUCGCCCAACAAGACAUGGGAGGGCUUCAUUGGUGCUUUUAUCUGCACCGUGAUCUACGCAUUCUUCUCCAGCGCUUUCAUCUCGCAGUUCUCAUGGCUGACAUGCCCCGUGGAAAGCUUCGAGUUUAAGCUGAUUCCCGACCCGCUCACAUGCAUUCCGCAUGACGUGUUCCUCCCACACUUCUACGAUGUGCCGGUCUCCAUUGCGCGUGUCAUUGGCCAAAGCCAGAUUCAGCUCCUUCCGAUUCAGCUCCACUCCGUCUGGUUCGCGAUCUUCGCUUCGGUUGUGUCGCCCUUUGGAGGGUUCUAUGCGUCUGCUAUCAAGCGCACGUACAAGCUCAAGGACUUCGACUCUGUCAUCCCAGGCCACGGUGGGGUCAUGGAUCGAAUGGACUGCCAGCUUAUCACGAACUGCUUCACAACGGUCUACUUCAACACAUUUAUCCGUUCGCCGACGCCGUCUGUGGCCAUGAUUCUCAACCUUGUGGCGCAGCUGACAGUCAACCAGAAGCAAGAUGUGCUGCGAGCCAUCGAAGAGAUGCUUCAAGGUUGAAAGCACCGCUACACAGCAAUCUCCAUCAGUUGCUUUAGAAGAACAGGAAGAAAACAUUUAGCCUUU
This is a messenger RNA of Phytophthora infestans T30-4, 1296 nucleotides long. Its product is annotated as phosphatidate cytidylyltransferase, putative. The record is from RefSeq and is a predicted model, not a curated record. Gene Ontology annotation, cellular component: endoplasmic reticulum membrane. Gene Ontology annotation, molecular function: phosphatidate cytidylyltransferase activity. Bases 1 to 1230 code for a protein of 409 amino acids. The transcript has 8 exons. Lineage: Eukaryota; Oomycota; Peronosporomycetes; Peronosporales; Peronosporaceae.